This is a messenger RNA of Macrosiphum euphorbiae (potato aphid), 801 nucleotides long. The record is from the annotation of a GenBank genome assembly. NCBI's taxonomy places the organism in Eukaryota, Metazoa, Arthropoda, Insecta, Hemiptera, Aphididae.
AUGAAAUGCCCUACUUACUUCAGGAAAAUCCAAUCCGCGCUAAGAACCAAUGGAAUUGCGUUUACCUCUUUUUCUCUCCCUGAAGAUCGCACCCUAAAAGUGGUGAUUAGAGGAAUACCUACCGACAUAGCUGAAGACGAAAUCACCGCUGAACUUGAACUCCGAGGGUUCACGGUUCAUACGGUAAAACGAUUCGGUGCAAACUCCCGUCCACUCCCUAUGUGUUUAGUCAUCCUGGCGAAAACUACGCAAUCCACGACUAUAUACGAAAUUACAUCAAUGUUUUAUCUCUCAGUUAGGGUAGAGUCAUUUAAAAAAUCGGGUCCAGCGCAAUGCUUUCUUUGCCAACGUUUUGGCCAAGGCUCUAAAAACUGCGGCCAAGCGCCACGCUGUGUCAAAUGCAGCGGUAAUCAUUUGGCCAAAGAAUGUACCAAACCUAAACAAGAUUCGCCAUCCUGUUGCAACUGUGGAGGUAGUCACACGGCCAACUUCCUCGGUUGCCCAUACUACCUUCAUCUGGCGGCGUCAUCGAAACCUGCUGUAACUAUACCACCUCCGCCUUCUCAAUCCACUUCAGCCUCUUUCGCUCAACCGAAAUCUGACACUAGUUACGCUGAUGCCGUUAAAUCAGACAAAAACCCAAUUUCCAACGAAACAAAAACCAAUCAAAUCAAUAUCGAUGAAAUAAUUACUCUGCUGACUGACCUACUCACCGCCCUUACAUCGGAUAGCGACCACAAAUCUAUCAUGGUCUCAACAAUCAAGUCAUUCCUCUCCCUACUCACUAGUCGUAAUGGAUAA